CAUUCCCAGGGUGCAGCGCGCCACGAUGUUGUCAACUUCCCCACAUUUUUCACAAAUUUUGAUAAAUUUGCAGUUUUGGGUCGAUUUUUGAAAUUUUUUGGUACUUUUUGAAACUCUAACAUCAGGGAGAGACUAUUCUUAAGCUGGUACUGUAUUUACUUCCAGCCUAAACAACAUUUUAUACUCAUUUUUGUCUCCAUCCUCUUACACAGAGCUCAACUCAGCAUCUUUGAUCUUGUUUACCUCAUCAACAAUCUCAUAUUGACAUUCUAGGAAAGGUUUGUUUACAAGAUGGCUCUCAACAAAUAUAUGCAUCCGAGGAAUAAGUACAAAAACAACCCUCCCGAUUUUGCAGUCCUGGCUAAAAAGUACCCCGAUUUCGCUCAGUAUGUAACGUACAACAAAUCCGAGACGCGGGGGUUCAUAAACUUUAAGGACCCCGAAGCGAUGAGAUGUUUAACAUGUACCCUUCUGAAGGAGGACUUUGGGCUGGAGGUGGAGAUUCCGAACGAUCGGUUGAUUCCCACACUACCACUGCGCCUGAACUACAUCCACUGGAUCGAAGACCUGCUACAGGGGAUGGACGAUGUGACGAAGGAAGCAGGGGAUUCUGGGAAGGUUACGGGUAUUGACAUAGGUGCUGGUGCGUGUUGUAUCUACCCCUUGCUGGGCUGUACCCUGAAUGGUUGGAACUUCCUUGCCACAGAAGUGGACCCCACCUCCUACACCUAUGCUGUCAACAAUGUCAGCAGGAACAACAAACAGGACAACAUCACAGUAAAAAGCGUCAAAAGGGACGAGGGCCUUCUGAAGUUCUUGAACGAAGAUGAGAGUUACUUUGACUUCUGCAUGUGCAACCCACCUUUCUAUGCCAACGACCUGGAGGCCCAGGGACUGCUGCCUGACCGGGGCAGUGAACGCCCCCUGCCCUCCUCCAUCAGUACUGCAAGUGAGGCAGAGCGAGUGGCCAGUGGUGGUGAGGUGGGACAUGUGAGCAGGAUCAUCUUGGAGAGCUUGCAGCUUCAGCAGAGGAUAGGGUUUUACACCUCCAUGUUGGGCAAGAAAUCCAGCUUGAAACCUUUGAAAGAGAUGUUGAAGGAAAACGGGAUUGAAAACUUCACCUGCACAGAGUUCUGCCAGGGUCGAACCAUGAGAUGGGGAAUUGUCUGGACAUUCCACAAGGACAUCACUCUACCUAAGAAGAAGAGCAAGCCUCCCAUCAGGACAGUCGUGCCAGAGAAGUACUUACAGCACCUCAUGAAGCAUGCUGCUCAGACUGGGGGCAUGCAGAACACAAGGGUGCAGCUGGUCAGCAGCGCCAUCAAGCAGCUACUGGGAGAACUGCAGGUGCCGUUCCAGGAGUGUGCUCCCCCCAGUCCAGACCACAGCAUCUCCCUGACGCUAACUCCCACGGAAAACACCUGGAUUCACAACAGGAAGAGACGCAGACAGAAGUCCAGGGAGGCUGCGGAGGGACUGAAACACGUGGAACAGCCGCUAAUGUUACAGUUUGAUACACCGGAACAGAAAGAACAACAGCCAAAUACAAAGAUGGAAGAAGAGAAGAUGGAACAUGAUGGCAGCCAUGUUGGGGAGGGGGGCAAAUCAGAGAAGCUCGAUGACACAGACAGUAAGAAAAUGGAGACAUCAGAUGAUGCUGCGAAUGGCACUACCAGCCCCGGUAAACGAGGAGCUUCCGAAGAGGCAGCGCAUGAAGAGUUUCUGUUUAAAGCAUGCCUGUCAAUCAGUAUGAUUGACAAGGGUAUCGUCAUGGAGAUGGGAUGGUUGGAGGGUAAGGACAAGGAUGGCAUGAACCAGCUGGUGUGUUACUUAAAGAGCCAGUUCAACAAAGUCUGAGGUGUAAGAAGUAUCCACUGGUACUUUGUACCAAAAAGUAGUAUCAAUGUGGUCUCAUCAGCUUGAUAUAUUUCCUUUGUCAAAAGAGAAUGAAUAUUAUUUUCUGUUCACAUAGUUGAUUUGAUUAUAAUAUGGAUGACAUCUGUGCACGCAUCAAUGUUCGACCUUUCCAAAAUAGAAACAGUUGUCGAUUGUACUGUAAAUCAUAUAAAACAGCUGCAAAAAUGAUCAAAUGCUGUAAGUUGCAAAAAAGAUCGGAAGAUGGAUAUUGCCGUUUUAGAAUGCUAAACUCAAUUCCAAAAAAAGAACAAAAGUUUAGAAUAGUUAUGUUGUAUGGUACACCAUACUCUAUGUUUAUUGUUCAACCUUUUUGACCACUAAGAUUUCAUGAUGAAGUUGUUUUCCUAUUUUGGCCAAUCUUUCUUUAUUCGCACGCUCGAAUGACAGUUUUUAGGUGUCCAGAUAGAGGAUGUCAUCCAUAUAUUCAAAUCAACAUGGCUUAAUUGUUGAUUGGUUGAAAAGGGGGUUUGUCACAAACAAAGGUAUGGCAAUUUUCAUCAUACCAUCCACAGGUGUGGAGAAUCAUGAUAAAUAGAUAGGACAUUGAUCCAGAACAUGGUGGCAAAAUUGAAGGCCAGGUGAGGAAGCUUGAAAAACUGUCUCAAGCAACCAUGGUAUGACCAAAUCAGGUUGGAUAAGUGACACAGUAUUAUUUUUGAACGGUAGAAAAGGGGAUGUUGUCAGCAGACAAUGAGAGAAAGUAGCACAGUCCACGGGACAGUGAACAAGUAGGGCAUGGAGAUGCUAAAAGGGAGCUCUAUAGUGUAAAGGGUCUCCCUACAUAGUACCCCCAAAUCAUGUUGCAUUUUUCUGUUCCAAAUUUCAUCAGCAAAAGUGUUUAAAUCUAUUUGAAAAAUACAAAGUGCCCUGGCAUGAAUUCUGAAACUUCACGAUAUACAUUUGAUUUGAUUGGUUCCGAUGCAAUUUACAUGUCCAGGUCAAAAAAGUCAAUGACUGAUUUUGGAAAGGGACAGUGAAAAAGUUCACAAUUAUGGAAGUAGCAUAUUGCUACAAAACACUGCAUUGUGGUAAGAUGACCUUUUGAAACAGAAUCUUUUUAUUUUGGCCAAACUUUUUUUUUCAUUAUUCGCAUGCAUCAGUUUUUGGAAAGGGACAGUGAAAAAGUAGGACACUAUUAAGGAAGUAUUAUAUUGCUACAGAACACCGCAAUGUGGUAAAAUGAACUUUUGAUACAGAAUCUUUUUAUUUUGGCCAAACAUUUUUUAUUUUUCGCACACUCGCCUCAGUUUGGAAGCUUCCAGAAGAUGUCAUCAAAUGAAGAUGGCAUUACUUUUGAUUGGAGUUUCAUAAACAUGUAUACUGUUGCAUUUAAGCACAGGUUUAGGCCUGUUUGAAAAUGUUACUUUACGCUCUACAAUAAUCAAUGAUUUAAGUGAUGAGGAGUCCCAUGAAUUGAGAGGACUGUAAAAAUACAGUGGUAUCCUAGGUGGUACUGUAUCAUCAACUACUAAGUAGUUGUAAUAACUCCUUUUUUAAUCUUCUUUUUGGUGCAAUUUGCUGCACUGUCAAUUUUUUCCCCAAAGCUUUCUUUAGUUUGGUUCCUCUUUGUUGUAUUAUUCCUUGUUCAAAUUGUUUAGUUUGAACUCAACAAAAAACUAUAAAAAUUAUCUUGAGUUGAGAGGAUGUAACGUUAUACAUUGUCCAAAAAGUUGUUCUUUGUGAUUCAAAGUUUGCAACUUAUAUAAACAGUUUAAGACUGACUAAAAUGAUAUUAAAUAGUAACAUUUUGUUAUAUUUCUUGUAUUUUAUAUUUUGUUAUGUUUCUUCAAU
Branchiostoma floridae (Florida lancelet) is the source of this 3708-nucleotide messenger RNA. Its product is annotated as RNA N6-adenosine-methyltransferase mettl16-like. Lineage: Eukaryota; Metazoa; Chordata; Leptocardii; Amphioxiformes; Branchiostomatidae. Gene Ontology annotation, cellular component: nucleus. Bases 292 to 1857 code for a protein of 521 amino acids. Gene Ontology annotation, biological process: rRNA base methylation. Gene Ontology annotation, molecular function: 23S rRNA (adenine(1618)-N(6))-methyltransferase activity. The transcript is spliced from 7 exons. The record is from RefSeq and is a predicted model, not a curated record.